UAUGUAUGCCCUAUAUUAUUAUGCAUAUAUAUUUAUGAGCUACAAUGAAUUCAACCGAAAGAUCCCAUUCCAUGGCCAUGUUUUCAUUAGCUUUAGUACUAAUGCUAAUCUUCCAUGCUGAACAAACAGCAGCGCAAUCGGCAGGAGAGAGUAGAGAUUCAUGUAGCGCAGAUUGCGAUGCUAAUUGGGUUGGUUGUGAGGAUGGAAGCAGCAGCAGCCCGUCUGAUGAUUUCUCUGAUUGCCUGAUCCAAAAAUUGUACUGUUACGAAAGCUGUGGCUCCCCCGACCCUAAUCCAGAAGAUUGCUGCAACUGGAAUGAUACAGUUUGCAACCAGGAGGAGGCGGCCAUUCCUCCAUGUUACGUACGAAAGCUGUGAUGGAUUCGCGUGUAGCGGAUUAAAGUAAAACAGUGAAAAUUUGAACUGGACAAUAGUUUUGGGACGGAGUAACUAUAUUGUUGUCAGGUCUGUGAUUAUAUCAUUGGAGUGCAUGCCUAAAGGAUGUACAUUUGGUUUCACACUAGUUCUUUCGUUUAUCUCUUUUUUAGUGUUUCUUUUGUUUACCAAACCAUCUUUGAUAUAGUAUUCUUUCCCGACCUUAUUAUAAAGUGCA
Molecule: messenger RNA, 612 nt
Organism: Oldenlandia corymbosa var. corymbosa
Lineage: Eukaryota; Viridiplantae; Streptophyta; Magnoliopsida; Gentianales; Rubiaceae
Source: the annotation of a GenBank genome assembly